CCCCCUCUUUUUGUUCAAAAUCUGACCGUUGCAUCCCCAUAUUAGUCACAAAAUUAACCUAGCUCAUUUUAAAUCCUCUAAACCUCAUUCCUAACACACACAUUUUUACAUUUGAAAUCGCAUCAGACCCGUAAAAAUGGUUUCGAGGACUGUGAAAAGGACCCCGACAAAGACCAUCAGGGACUGCCGCACGCGCCGUCGAACGCGCCGCCGUAGCCAGAGCUCUCCGCUCAAGAAUGUGGCUUCAAACGUCGUAGCUUCGAUCAAUAAGUCCAUCUCCACUUGCCACCGUCGUCUCAUCAAGAUUUUCUCCAAGCUUGCUCGUAUUGGGACCCCGAAAAGAUCUCCGCGGAAGAAGGGUUACCGGGCGUUGAAACAGGUUGCCGCCGGCGAGAUUUGCCGGUCGCUUUUCGUCGGAAAGCCGCUACCGCCGGUGGACCCGCCGGAGAGGAAGACGGUCUUUCUUGAUCUCGAUGAGACCCUCAUACAUUCUUCGCCGGAAAUUCCGCCCGGGAAGUUUGAUUUUGUGGUCCGGCCGGCGAUUGAUGGCCGGAAAGUUGAGUUCUUCGUGUCGAAGCGCCCCUUUGUCGACGAAUUUCUGGAGAAUCUGGGCAAAAAGUAUGAGGUUGUUGUGUUUACUGCUGGGAUUGAAGAGUACGCAUCAUUAGUAAUCGACAAAAUUGAUCCAAACAAGGUCAUAUCACACCGCCUGUAUCGCGAUUCUUGUAAAGAAAAUGAGGGGAGAUUUGUGAAAGAUUUGUCGGAAUUGGGGAGAGAUAUGAAAAGGGUUGUUUUAGUUGAUGAUAACCCGAAUUCAUAUGAGUUUCAACCUGACAAUGCUAUUAAAAUCAAACCAUUUAUCGAUGAUUCUGAAGAUGGUGAGUUGAAGAAAGUGAUGGAGUUUCUUCAAGGGUGUGAUUGCUUCGAUGAUAUGAGGGAUGCUGUUAGGCAGUUUGCUCUCGCGAAUGAGGAUGAUCAUUUGGGAAAUUAAAAAAAAAAAGAAUUUAGUUCUUUUUUUGUUGUUGAUUGUGUUGGAGUGGAGGAUUGAACAAGUUGGUUCAAUCUAAAUUGUGAAAGGAUGGUUUGAAGUGAAGUUUUUGUUACUGCAGUUAAGUUUUUUUAGCUGUGACCUGUCAUGGUUUUUACUAUUUGAAAAGUUACCUUUUGACUGAUAUUUGAAAGUUUUUUGACUGAUA
Molecule: messenger RNA, 1196 nt
Organism: Daucus carota subsp. sativus
Lineage: Eukaryota; Viridiplantae; Streptophyta; Magnoliopsida; Apiales; Apiaceae
Exons: 1
Coding region: 137-991 (284 amino acids)
Molecular function (GO): phosphoprotein phosphatase activity
Source: RefSeq, a predicted model, not a curated record